This is a messenger RNA of Melitaea cinxia (Glanville fritillary), 3952 nucleotides long. It is a transcript of the gene Sec24CD, whose product is annotated as protein transport protein Sec24C. The record is from RefSeq and is a predicted model, not a curated record. The transcript is spliced from 16 exons. Gene Ontology annotation, cellular component: endoplasmic reticulum exit site; COPII vesicle coat. Gene Ontology annotation, molecular function: SNARE binding; zinc ion binding. Lineage: Eukaryota; Metazoa; Arthropoda; Insecta; Lepidoptera; Nymphalidae. Gene Ontology annotation, biological process: COPII-coated vesicle cargo loading; intracellular protein transport; endoplasmic reticulum to Golgi vesicle-mediated transport. The coding region runs from base 1 to 3846 and encodes 1281 amino acids.
AUGAUGAAUCCACAGUACCUGCCGCCAGGGCAGAACAAUAAUGCACCAAGUAAUCCACUGGGCUUCCCUCCUACAUCACAAGACUUCAAUGGUGUCCAAAAUGCCAAUAUUUACAGCCAGAUGCCACCUAACGGGCCCCAAAUGGAUAUGUCUCAGAAAAUGCAAGGUCUAAAUCUCAAUGGGCCACAAGGAAUGCCCAAUAUCCCUACAUCUCAGUUACCUCCUGGACAAUUUCCCCCUACAUCAAACUUCCAACCAAGCUCUAAUUUUAGUGGCCAAUUGCCUCCUGGUAUGAAACCCGCACCGCAAAGCAGGCCACCUGUGAGUGGGGCGCCUCAGCAGCUUCCACCUUCGAUGAACCAAAAUGUGCCUCCCUCCUCCACGCCUGGACCAACAUCCCAACCGCAAAACUUCGGUCAGCCACCAAAUUCGCAAAUGCCACCUAAUUCUCAACUCCAAGUGUCACAGAAUUCUCAACCUCAAUCUUCCGUUCCAAGGAGUGGACCUCCACAAAUGGGUGGAGCACCUACUGGAUUUCAAGGUCCGCCAUCAAGUCAGCCAGGAAUGCAACCGCAACCGCAGCAAAUGCGAGGUCCUCCUCAACCUGGAUUGCAACAACCUGGUGUAUCUUCGUCUGGUCCUGGUUUUCCCCCAAAUCGUGUACCACAAGGUGGACAAGCACAAUUAGGUCAAAUGUCAAUGCCCCAACCAAUGCCUGGCCAGGGUCCUCCUACGAGUCAACCUAACUUUUCACAAGCUGGGGUAAUGCCUGGUCAUCCUCCACAACCUGGUGUUCAGCUGCAAACACAUUUACAAUCGAAUCAAAUACCUAGUCAACUUGGACAGCCUCCGCAACAACCAAAUAUAAGCCAACCCGGUCAACCACCACAUUCUGGAUUGCCUCCACAACCUGGAAUGCUAUCUCGACCUGGAAUGCCACCACAACCUGGUAUGCAAUCUCGACCUGGCAUGCCACCCCAAUCAGGCAUGCCGUCUCAACAAGGAAUGACACAGCAACCAGGAAUGACACAGCAACCAGGAAUGCCACCCCAAUCAGGCAUGCCCCCGCAACCUGGGAUGCCACCGCAACCAGGAAUGUCACCACACUCAGGAAUGCAACCACAACCAGGAAUGCCACCGCAACCAGGAAUGCUAACGCAACCAGGAAUGCCACCGCAAUCAGGAAUGCCACCACAACCAGGAAUGCCACCGCAACCAGGAAUGCCACCGCAACCAGGAAUGCCACCGCAACCAGGCAUGCCACCCCAACCAUCACAACAAAACCAGUAUCAGACCAUGCCCAAUUUACCUCACAUGCCACCUCCACUGAGUCAACAGAGACAAUUUCAACCUACUCCUGGAGCGCAGCCAGGGUUUAACGCCCAAUAUCCUGGUAUGCCGCCAGUACCACAACAACCCGGGGCUCAACCAGGCCAAGGCUACCAACAGGGGCCAGGUUUUCCACCUUUCCCUGGUCAGCAACCAAGCUACAACCAGCAGUAUCAGCAACCUCCUCAAAAACGGCUAGAUCCUGACCAGAUGCCUAGCCCAAUCCAAGUAAUGGCAGACGAUCAGCAGAACCGCGGAGGAAUCUUCGUUACAAAUGAGAAAGGGCUCGUUCCGCCUUUGGUUACAACGGAUUUCACUGUUGACGAUAAGGGCAAUGCCAGUCCGAGAUACAUCAGAAGCUCAAUGUACAGUGUACCCGUCACUGCUGACCUUUUGAAACAGACCGCCAUGCCCUUCUGUUUAGUUAUAUCUCCAAUGGCAGAAACAGUGGGUACGGAACAAGAGCCCCCAUUGAUAGAUUUUGCAGCCCUAACGGGGUCGCCGACCAUGGGCCCGGUCAGAUGUAGUCGAUGCAAGGCGUAUAUAUGUCCUAACAUGAAAUUUAUAGACGCCGGAAGACACUUCAAGUGUGCUUUCUGUAAAGCUACUACAGAAGUUCCAAUGGAGUACACGCAAUACAUCAACAGCAUGCAACAGUACGGUCGUGUUCCGGCGGAAAUGGCGCUCGGCGCGUACGAGAUCGUCGCUACGAAGGAGUAUUGCAGGAAUAACACCCUCCCCAAUCCCCCGGCAAUCGUAUUCAUUAUUGAUGUGUCAUACAACGCCAUCAAGAACGGCCUGGUGCAGACUAUCUGUGAUAAUAUUAUGGAUAUUAUUGAGGCAAUGCCCAAGGACGAGCAGACUGGAAAGAGUUGGACUCGUGUCGGAUUCAUAACAUACAGCACUACUGUACACUUUUACAAUAUCAAGGGUACCCUCGCUCAACCUCAAAUGCUGUCGGUGGGAGACGUAGGAGACAUGUUCGUGCCCCUUCUAGAAGGUUUCCUAGAAAGGCCAGAAGACAGUGGCCCGGUGUUGCAAACACUUCUUCAACAAAUUCCAGCUAUGUUUGAAAAUAAUAAAGAAACAGAGACGAUACUACUGCCAGCUGUACAGGCUGGCUUAGAAGCGUUAAAGGCAGCAGAUACAUCGGGGCAACUACUCGUGUUCCAUACAACUCUACCAACGUUUAACGCUCCUGGAAAACUCAUUCAUCGAGAAGAUAGGAAACUUUUGGGAACUGAUAAGGAAAAACAGAUAUUGGCACCGCAGACCACGGCCUACAACGAGCUGGGCCAGGCGUGCUCGGCGGCCGGCGUGUGCGUGCAGCUGUUCGCCUGCAACAACUCGUACGUGGACGCCGCCACGCUGGGCCAGCUGCCGCGCCUCACCGGCGGCCAGCUGCACAAGUACACCUACUUCACCGCGGACACGGACGGCGCGCGCCUGGUGUGGGACGUGCGGCGCGUGGUGUCGCGCCCCACCGCCUACGACGCCGUCAUGCGCGUGCGCACGUCCACCGGCGUGCGCGCCACCGACUUCCUGGGGCACUUCUUCAUGUCCAACACCACGGACGUCGAGCUGGCGGCUAUCGAUUCAGACAAGGCUGUAGGCGUGGAGAUCAAACACGACGAUAAGCUGACAGGCGAGGACGGCGUGUACAUACAGGCGGCGUUGCUUUACACGCACCGCAGUGGACAGCGGAGGUUGCGGGUUCUCAACCUGGCACUAGCGCUGGCCCCGCAGCUGACAGACAUGUACCGUUCCGCCGACCUCGACACCAUCAUCAACUUCCUCACCAAGCAGGCGGUGUGGGCGCUGCGCGAGGCGGGCCCGCGCGCCGUGCGCGAGGGUCUGACGGGCCGCUGCGCGCGCAGCCUGGCCGCCUACCGCCGCCACUGCGCCUCGCCCUCGUCCGCCGGCCAGCUGGUGCUGCCCGAGUCCAUGAAGCUGCUGCCGCUGUACACGGCCUGCGUGCUGCGCUCGGACGCCGUGGGCGGCGGCCCGGACCUGUCGUGCGACGACCGCGCCUGCGCCAUGUUCCGCGCGCUCACGGCCGACGUGGCGCUGUCGCUGGCCUACACCUACCCGCGCCUGCUGCCGCUGCACGGCCUGCCCGACGAGCCGCCGCGACCGCUGCGCGCCUCCGUCGACAAGAUGUCCGACCAGGGCGUCUACCUCCUCGAGAACGGCGUGCACAUGCUGGUGUGGGUGGGCGCGCAGGCGCCGGCGCAGUUCGUGCGCGACGUGUUCGGCGCCGCGUCGCCGCAGCACGUGGAGGCGCGCGUGUGCGAGCUGCCGGCGCUGGACACGCGCGCCGGCGCGGCGGUGCGCGAGCUGCUCGCCGACACGCGCCGGCUGCGGCGCUGCGCCAUGAGGUUAACGGUUGUUCCGGCGCGACAUCAAACCGAAGCGGAAUUCAAGCGGCUGCUUGUGGAGGAUCGCGGGGUCAAUGGCUCUGACUCAUACGUCGACUUUCUGAUGACCACGCAUAAGACCGUCCAGAAGUUGCUGUAGGUUUGGGUAGCGGGUUUGGUUAUCUGUUUGAUGGGUGUGCUUUAUAUUGGGAUGCACAUUUUUUGAUUGAGUUGUAUCGAAUUAUAUUGGGAAAGAAUUGAAAAUA